Staurois parvus is the source of this 3503-nucleotide messenger RNA. Lineage: Eukaryota; Metazoa; Chordata; Amphibia; Anura; Ranidae. The record is from the annotation of a GenBank genome assembly.
UUAGAAAAGCACAAAGCCAACAUCGUCAAGGUGAAAUGGGCCAGGGAAAACUAUCACCACAACCAAGGCUCAACUUACUCCCUGCGACUGGCAUCAGCAGAUGCCAGUGGAAAAAUUAUUGUGUGGGAUGUUGCAUCUGGCACAACACGAUGUGAAAUACAGGAGCAUUCUAAACCCAUCCAUGACAUGCAGUGGCUGUGGAGCCAGGAUGCCUCUCGUGAUCUGCUGCUGGCGGUGCAUCCCCCUAAUCUCAUUGUACUGUGGAAUGCGGACACUGGAACAAAACUCUGGAAAAAGAGCUAUGCAGAAAAUAUCCUUUCUUUCUCCUUCAACCCUUUCCAGCCUUCUCAGCUUGCUUUACUGACUAGCGAGGGCAUCGUGUUUGUCUCAGACUUUUCUCCAUCCAAGCCCCCCGCCAGCAGUGGAAGGAAAGUUUAUAUAUCCAGCCCUCACUCCAGUCCUGCUCAUGCAAAGCCAGUGACAACUACUGGUGCAAAGAAAGCCCUUAAUAAAGUGAAGAUACUCAUCACGAAUGAGAAGCCAAGUGCUGAGACUGUGACACUGAAUGAGUGCUUGCAGCUGUCCUACUUACCAUCUAGGCGUCACCACAUGCUGCUGCUUUAUCCCAGAGAAAUACUCAUCUUAGAUCUGGAGGUGAAUCAGACUGUUGGAGUUGUCGCUAUAGAGAGGACAGGUGUUCCUUUCCUUCAGGUGACCCCAUGCUUUCAGAGGGAUGUCCUAUAUUGCCUCCAUGAGAAUGGCUGCAUUACACUCCGGGUAGGAAGGCAGAGCUGUGGAAGUUCAGGAGCAACAAGUGAGGAAGCAGAGGCUGAUCCAGUGCCAGAAAUGACUUACGACCUAAAAUGCCAGUGUGACGCCAUCCGGGUAACCAAGACAGUGCGUCCAUAUAGCAUCGCUUGCAGCCCGACAAAUGAGAAUACUGUUGCUCUGAUCAUUAGUGAUGGUCGGGUCAUGAUAUGGGAGCUAAAGUCCAGUGUGCCUGGGAAAAAGAUUCGGAAUGCCAGCUCCACUACCUGUGCUUUAUAUGCUCCUUCAUCAUUCUGUGGAAGUCCAGUGGGACCGCUACAGAAAAAGUGUCCUGACCUCUCUUUGGGUAGUAUGAUUGCUGGUCAGAGCAUGCUGUCCUGUGAUUCUGCUCUAUCUGGGGGUCCACUCCAUGAAGUCCACCUCAAGUUCUUGCUGACAGGCCUUCUGUCUGGACUUCCUCAGCCCCCAUUUGUGGUGAGAAUGUGUCCUCCACUCACUACCAAGAAUAUUACACAGUAUAAGCCCCUUCUUGCAGUAGGCACCAGCAAUGGCUCAGUUUUUGUGUAUAAUCUGACUAGUGGGCUGCUGCACAAAGAGUUAAAUAUACAUUCAUGUGAAGUCAGGGGCAUUGAAUGGACCAGCCUUACAAACUUCUUGUCUUUUGCCACCUCAACCCCUAACAAUGUUGGCUUAGUGAGGAAUGAACUACAGCUGGUUGAUCUGCUUACAGGCAGAAGUAUGUCAUUCAGAGGAGAGAGAGGAAAUGACGAACAGUCCAUAGAGAGAUGAUCAAAGUAUCUCAUUUAAAGCAGUAUCUUGUUGGUGGUGUUUUAAGGACAAGCCUAUGGAAUUAUGGGAUAUCAGGACUUGUACUCUGCUGCGUGAGAUGUCAAAGAUCUUCCCUACAGUAACUGCCUUGGAGUGGUCCCCGUCUCAUAAUCUGAAGAGCCUCCGCAAAAAGCAGAUGGCAGCUCGCGAGGCAAUGGCACGUCAGACAGUGUCCUCAGACAGUGAUCCAAACAGCGUUGAGUCUUCAGUCAUCAGUCUGUUACAGGAGGCGGAGAGCAAGUCGGAGCUGAGCCAAAACAUCUCUGCGCGGGAGCACUUUGUGUUCACAGACACAGAUGGGCAGGUUUAUCACCUUACUGUGGAAGGGAACAGUGUGAAAGACAGCGCCAGGAUUCCCCCAGAUGGCAGCAUGGGUAGCAUUUCAUGCAUUGCUUGGAAAGGUGACAUCUUGGUUUUGGGAGAUGUUGAUGGGAACCUGAAUUUUUGGGACCUAAAAGGUCGUAUGUCAAGGGGAGUACCUACACACCGAAACUGUGUGCGGAAAAUCCGAUUUGCUCCAGGAAAAGGGAAUCAGAAGCUAAUUGUGCUGUAUAAUGACGGAGCUGAGGUUUGGGAUACCAAAGAGAUUCAGAUGGUGAGCAACCUUCGUACUGGAAGGAAUGUGAAUUAUCGAGUCUUGGAUGUAGACUGGUGCUCCUCAGACAAGGUCAUCCUGGCCUGUGAUGACGGCUGCAUCAGAGUACUGGAGAUGUCUAUGAAGUCUUCAAACUUCAGAAUGGAUGAACAAGAGCUAAUAGAUCCUGUGUGGUGCCCAUACAUGUUGCUUCCAAGAGCCUCUCUUGUGUUAAAGGCUUUCCUGCUUCACCAGCCGUGGGGGGAGAAAUACUCUUUAGACAUUGCAGAUGUUGUCUAUCCAGAACAUGAUGAAUUGAGUAAAAGAUAGAUUUACAGGCUUUUAACACAGUAAAAUACUUUGUCUUUGUAGUGAUGUGAAGGACCUUCUUCUAGACUCAGAAUUCAUGCUUACACAGAGGUGUCUGUUGGUGGCAAGGUUAUAUGGUGAUGAAUCUGAGCUUCAUUUUUGGACAGUGGCUUCUCACUAUCUACAGGUUUACCAAAGUGAUUCACCUCAUGCCAGAGUCCCAGGAGACCCAUUGGACAUCUGUUACGACCUGUUAUGUGAGAAUGCUUACUUCCAAAAAUUCCAGUUGGACAGAAUUUGUCUUCAGGAAGUGAAACGCUCCAGUUAUGAACAUACCAGAAAAUGUGCUGACCAGCUAUUGCUACUAGGACAGACUGACAGAGCUGUACAGCUGCUACUAGAGACCAGCGCUGACAAUCCGCAGUAUUACUGUGAUUCACUGAAGGCCUGUCUGGUGACCACAGUCACUUCCUCUGGACCUUCUCAGAGCACCAUUAAACUUGUGGCAACCAAUAUGAUAGCCAAUGGAAAACUGGCAGAGGGAGUGCAGCUACUGUGCCUGAUAGACAAAGCUGCGGAUGCCUGCCGUUACCUGCAGACGUAUAAUGAGUGGAACCAUGCAGCAUGGCUUGCCAAGGUGCGACUGAAUCCAGAAGAAUGUGCGGAGGUCAUGAAACGUUGGGUGGACCAUCUCUGUUCCCCACAUAUCAAUCAGAAAUAUAAAGCAAUCCUUGUUCUCCUUUCUCUUGGCUGCUUCAGAAAAGUAAUAGAAAUGUUACACAGCAUGAGGUGCUUUGAUCGUGCUGCCUUGUUUCUGGAAGCCUGUCUGCGAUGUUCGGCAUUUGAAACCACUGACGAGUCCAAUAAAUUGAUCUCUGCAGUGUUUGCAGAUUACGCACGCAGUCUCCGCUCUCUAGGAUUCACACAGGGAGCAUUGCGAUUUGCCAAGAAAGCAGGAGAUGCUGGUACAGAUUUACUGUCUGAACUUCAGAGCCACAAACCUGAGGAAGAGGAGCAUGAAUAA